AUGGAACCCAUCGCUAUCGUUGGACUUGCAUUCAAGCUCCCCCAGGAUAUAGAGGAUGAAGCAAGCUUCUGGCGCAUACUCGAGCAAGGUCAAAGUGUGAUGACAGAAUGGCCUAAGUCGAGAGUCGAUGUCAACGCGUUUGCAAGAUCACCUGAGGCUGCACUCAACACCUUGACCUCGACCCGAGGACAUUUUCUAAAACAAAAUCUGGCCAGUUUCGAUGCUCCGUUCUUCUCCAUAUCCUCGAAAGAGGCAUCGGCGAUGGAUCCACAGCAACGCAUGCUGUUGGAAACAUCUUACCAUGCACUAGAAAACGCGGGAAUACCACUAAGUCGCAUUGCUGGAACCGAAACAGGCGUGUUUGUUGGCACGAUGGAAAGCGAUUAUCAUAGGACGAUCUCUAAAGAUCCAGAUGACGCACCAAUGACUACGGCGACCGGUAUAUCAGUAUCCAUCAUGGCCAACAGGUUAAGUUGGUACUUCGAUCUGAAGGGCCCUUCCAUGCAACUGAAUACGGCUUGUUCCUCAAGCAUGAUUGCAGUAGAUCUUGGCUGCCAGUCGAUCCGAUCAGGUCAAAGUUCUACGGUGCUUGUCGCAGGAUCAAGUCUGAUGUUGGACCCCGAAUACUCAUUAUAUCUGAGUAACAUGAACAUGCUGUCGCCUGAUGGUAUUUGCCACAGCUUUGACGAUCGCGCGAACGGCUACAGCAGAGGCGAGGGUGUCAUAGUCAUGAUCCUCAAAAAGCUUUCCACGGCAAUCUCAGAUGGGGAUAACAUACGUGCUAUCAUUCGAGGCACAGGAUCGAACCAAGACGGUCGAACACCAGGGAUCACCCAACCAAGUUCGGUGUCGCAAGAGAACCUUAUUCGACAUACGUACCGGACUUGCAAUCUUGGAUUCGAAUCAACACGCUACAUAGAAGCUCACGGUACCGGAACACAAAUCGGAGAUGCCAUGGAGAUGAGAGCUCUUGGUGCUGUCUUCAGAACAGCUCGCUCGCCCAGAGCCCCUCUUUUUGUUGGGUCUGUCAAGACCAAUAUUGGACACCUUGAGGGUGGAAGUGGACUGGCCGGGAUUGCCAAAUCCAUCCUCAUUCUUGAGAAAGGUUUCAUACCACCGAACGCGCUGUUUGAGAGGCUGAAUACGAAGGUCAAUGCUAAACGAAAUAAUAUCCAGGUCCCAGCGUCUUGUACUCGUUGGCCAGGUGAAGGCUUGCGUCGAAUUUCCGUCAACUCGUUUGGCUUCGGUGGCUCGAAUGCUCACGCUAUUCUCGACGAUGCGUAUCAUACACUUGAAACGCUCAGUUUGCGAGACAGUCUCCGUAGCAUCGAAACACCGAACAUUGCGCUGCCAGCAACGUCGAACGGACGCCGCCAGAACGAUGUGAAAGUGAUGGGAUCAGUAUCGGAAGAGAAAGUCGACGGACCAACUUCUGGUAUCGAUGAUGCUGCGAGAGCCAAUGGCGUGACCUCAUCAUCUACUGAUGUCGUGGCUUUGACGACUACCAAUGGGCUGUCAGCAGUCCUUAGUGAAACGGAAACUCAAUUGACUCAGGGCUCGGAGAAGAAGACCGACGACAAUACUGUGUCACACGGCAUAUCUCCAAACCACCGCCAGAUUCUAACCUUCACUGCCCGCGACGAAGCGGCCUUGAAGCGAAUCCAUCAGCAAUACGCAGAAUACUAUGAUCGCAGCAUAGCUGGAGCGCCCAGGAUGCUGGACGAUCUCGCUUACACUCUCGCAGCGCGUCGAAAUACAAUGUCCAUGCGAUCAUUCAUAGUCGCUGGUUUGGACUCAUCGUCUUCGAGUUUAGGUCUGCCAAAUCUGAAAUGCGUACGAUCAUCAGGGGAGCCACAGCUUUGCUUCGUAUUCACAGGCCAAGGCGCCCAGUAUGCGAAGAUGGGGCUCGAACUUAUUGACUAUCCGGUGUUCAAGGACGUUCUGACUCAGGCCGAUCACAUUUUCCAAAGCAUCGGGGCUGAAUGGUCUUUAUUCGAUGAGAUGAAAAGCGGAGAGAGAAUCAAUUUUCCGCAGUUCAGUCAGCCCCUAUGCACCGCUCUUCAGAUAGCCCUUGUUGAGUUGUUGAGGAGCUUCCACAUUGCUCCGGUGGCUGUUGUUGGCCACUCAUCCGGUGAGAUUGCGGCUGCAUACACUAUUGGUGCAUUGUCUCUCGAGUCCGCCUGCAGAAUUUCCUAUCACAGAGGUAGACUGAGUGGACAGUUGGCUGCGCAGUUGGCAGCUUCCAUGAAGACUGGAGCCAUGAUGUCUGCCAACCUUCAAGAAGGCCAAGUUCGUGCGUACGUCGACAAGUAUCUUUCGGACGCGAACAUCCGGGUGGCCUGCGUUAACAGUCCUUCGAACGUGACUUUAGCGGGGCCUGAAGCAGACGUUGAUGCACUGAAACGUCAUCUUGAUGAUGACCACAUAUUUGCACAGAAGCUGAACACUGGAAUCGCAUAUCACACUGUGGUUAUGAAUGAGAUGGCCCAGGAAUACGUCUCGUGCCUGAACGAUCUCGUUGAGUCGACACCUGGAUCAUGUGCUACUCUGAUGGUGUCUUCAGUCACAGGACAAAGGAUUACCGCGACAGACUUGUGUACGGCACAAUACUGGGCCGACAACCUUACUUCGCCAGUGCGCUUCCUCGAUGCGCUGCAGUAUCUCGCAAUAGCUGCACCGAAGCUAGAUGGCAUCAGAGCGAUAUCCGACUACAUCGAGGUCGGCCCCCACGGAGCACUACGGCGACCCAUCAAGGAGACAUUAAGCCAGGUGCCGAAUUACAGGACCUUCGCAUAUGCAUCCGUCUUGUCGAAGCUUGUGUCACCUGUAAAGACCACAAUGGAAGUAGCCGGUCAUCUCUUUACCCGUGGCUACCCUGUCUCCAUCACUGCAGUCAAUCGAUACACUGCUAGCUCAAACUUGCCUAUGCUACUCUCGGAUACACCAAAGUAUCCGUUCGAUCGUACUCAACAGCAUUGGUUCGAAAGCCGAUUAAGCCGUGACUGGCGUCUGCGUGGUGCUGCUCCAAGAAGUGUACUUGGCAUACGUGUGACCGACUGGAAUUCACUUGAACCGCGAUGGCGCAAGAUGCUCUCUACCCAAGAGACGCCUUGGAUUGCGGAACACGUCGUGUCUGGCGUCAUAGUGUUUCCGGCGGCUGGUAUGAUCGUCAUGGCAUUGGAAGCUAUAAAACAAACAGUACAGUCGCACCAGACACUGUCCGGGUUUCUGGUCAAGGAAGCGACAUUUGCGACUCCAAUAUUUGUCAGCACGGAACGAAAGACCGAAGUCGUGACACAGCUGCGUCCGAUUAAGGCAGCUUACGAGCGAGAGGCCCUGCGAUUCGAUGUCGUAAUAUUUUCGAUCGACGACAAUGGAAGAUGGACGGAGUGUUUCAAGGCUACCAUUCAUGCGCAGCCUAAGACGGGUGCCACAUCCGAAGUUGACGGAGGACUUGAAGCACGUGAAACAGCGGAAGCCUGCGUCAGCCGCUACAAGGAAGCAAAGCUUUCGUGUACCAAGCGCAUCAGUUCGCAAGACUUUUACGAAUGGCUAGACAGACAGGGUCUCUCGUAUGGCGAAGCAUUCGCUCUUUCAAAAGACAUCUUCUGGGACGGGAGUGAGCUCUGUGUAUCGCGCGUUGACAACUCUGAAGAGCCCUAUGAGGGUGUGGUGCACCCGACUGUACUCGACAACUGCCUGCAGCUGUGUUGCACAGCGCCUUCAGGAGGAAUGACCAAGAAGCUUUCAACAUUCAUCCCAAGUAGUAUGCGCGACCUCUGGGUUUCCGCAACGGGAUGGCAGCAUCCAGAAACCAAUUCGAUCCGGAUCAUGACCCAGGCGAAACCGAACAUACAGAUGACCGGGCUCAACUGUUCUAUGAUGGCUUUCAGUGAUCCUGGACAACUGCUCUGCAACGGUAAACACCUUGGCAUGUCGGCCGUCGCCAGCAAGACCUCCGCAGACGAUGGUCAAAAGCGAUUGGUGCAUAGUAUCGAUUGGAAGCCGCAGCUAUCUCUGCUCACCAAGCAACAACUUUCUGAACACUGCAAGUCAGACAACAAAGAUGACGAAAUCUCGGAGAUAGAAUACUGCAUCUCGUUGGAAGAUGCUAUCCGCGCACGACUCCAACGCAUUCUUCCCCAACUCCAAGGUUUGGUAGAACCAGGGACACCGACUCACCUCAAGCGGUUCGUGAUGUGGAUCGAGCGACAACUUCGGCAAACGCCAGGUAAAGCUGCGGAUGAAGUUAGCGAUGCACAGCUCGGCUUGAGGCUUGAACGCCUUCGAGAGAGCAGACCAUCGUGGAGACUGUGUCUUGAAGUGCUCGAAAACUUGCCUUCGAUCAUCAGCGGCGAGACUGAUGCACUCGAUCUACUCUUCACAACACCUGUAGCUCACGACUUGUACGAUGCUUUCUUCCACCGCACAUGCAAUGAGAAGCUAUACAACUUUCUUGAACUGACCGUCCAUCAAAACCCUAAUCAGAAGAUUCUUGAAGUUGGAGCGGGAACAGGUGGCAUGACGAACCAGAUCCUGACGAUGCUACACCAGAUCGAACAACGUACUGGUGGCACUUCUUUCCGCGAGUACGUCUACACUGAUGUCUCACCCGCCUACUUCGAAGGGGCUCGUGAACGCUUUGCAAACUACGCGAGUCGGAUGACCUUCAAGACCAUCGAUCUCGAAAGCGACAUCAGUGCGAACAUCGAGCCUGGAUCGUGCGACAUGAUUUUUGCGGGCAGUGUGUUGCAUGCCACCAAAAACCUGGCCAAAACUAUGCGCAAUCUUCGGCGUGCACUGAAACCCGGUGGCCAGCUCGUCUUCCUGGAAAUUACACAAGCUCCAGAAUGCUUCCCUAUGAGCUUUGGUUUCGGUGUGCUUCCAGGGUGGUGGUGUGCCGAAGAAACGUCCCGCGAAUGGUGCCCGACGCUCACCCAGGUGCAGUGGGAUGUUCUGCUGAAAGAGACUGGGUUUACUGGCAACGAGUUGCUUGUCAAGGAUUAUGAGGACCCAAGGGCGAACUAUGUGACCAUCAUCACUUCUACAGCCGAGAAGACAUCGAAAGCAGUGAUUGAGGUCUCAAGGGUGUUAGUGGUCAUCAAUGAUCAUGACGAGCAGCAAAAGAAUCUGGCUCGAGCGGUGUGGACUGCGAUAUCCGCUUCCUUCACUUGUGAAGUGAUCCUUUUUACGCUUUCGCACAUCGCUGAAGCGGAAAUCGGUCCAUCGAACUGCAUCCUAUUCCUCGCAGAUAUGCAAGGAUCAAUCUUGGCCGAGCCAUCGAGAGAUGAGUUCCGACUGGUUCAGACCUGGUUGCAACAGUCGAAACACUUGCUCUGGGUGACUGCAGCACUCACAUCUCAGCAAUUUUCGCCGUGUACCAGUAUCAAGGACGGUUUGCUUAGAGUGAUACGAGCUGAGAACAACAGCAAGAAGAUCAUUUCCCUCACUCUGGAGCACGACGCUUCCGACAUCCAAAUUUGCCAGCGGUGCAUCGUACAAGUCUUUCGCUCAGCAUUUGAGGACGUGUCCCCCGAGCUAGAGUACACGGUUCGAGAUGGAAAGAUCAUGACUGGACGUCUGGUGUUCGAAGCUGAUCUUAAUAGAGAUGUAGUUUCUUGCAUGUCACCGAUCACGAGACACGAAGCAUGGCUUCCAGGGCCACCUCUAAAACUACACGUUGCGUCACGAGGGUCUCUUGAAUCGUUAUGUUUCAUCGAAGACGAGUACUCCAGCGAGCUUGGCCCAACGGAGAUUGAAAUUGAGACCCAAGCCUGGGCAGUGGGCUUCCGCGAUGUAUUUGGUGCACUUGGCCGACUGGACGAAAACGAAUUCGGGACAGAUUGCGCUGGCACGGUCAGAAGGGUUGGUCCUAAGUGUACUCAGCUACGUCCUGGCGAUCGCGUAAGUACGUCAAUGUUUGGCUGUAUGCGCACAUAUGUGUACUGCGACGAGGGAGAUGCCAUCAAGGUUCCGGACACGCUCUCCUUGGAGGAGGCUUGUGGAGUCAUCAACCCAGUAAUGACGGCGUGGCACUCUCUCGUGGAUGUAGCGCGCCUUCAGAAGGGUGAGAAGAUACUCAUCCAUGCCGCGUCCGGCGGUACAGGACAGGUCGCGAUCCAAGUUGCCCAAAUGCUCGGUGCUGAAGUCUACGCUACUGUGGGUUAUGAUCAUAAGAAAGAGUUGCUUAUCAAGGAAUAUGGUGUUCCAGCUGCCAACAUCCUCUAUUCCAGAGAUCUGAGCUUUGCUCAAGGCAUCAUGCGAGUCACCAAUGGAUAUGGGGUAGAUGUGGUGCUAAACUCACUAGUUGGCGAAGGUCAGAAAUCGUCAUGGGAAUGUGUCGCCCCGUAUGGAAGAUUCGUUGAAAUAGGCAAGGCCGACAUCUACGCAAACUCUCCGUUGCCAAUGGCUAGUUUCGCAAAAAACAGAACUUUCUCCGCAGUAGACCUUCGCGACCUUGCUUUCCACCGGCCAGAAGCGUCAAGAGCGCUCUUCCACAAGACAAUGAACUUAGUCCAGGCGAAGGCAAUCGUCUGCCCAACACCAUUGAACAAAUUUCCAGUACCGGCGAUCGAAGACGCCUUUCGGUACAUGCAAACCGAUCUCAUACAUCGCCCUACCUGGAAGUUCGAUCCCGAAGCUGCGUAUCUGGUCGUCGGAGGUCUGGGGGGCGUGGGACGUUCUAUCCUCCGCUGGAUGAUAUCGAGAGGCGCAAAACAGAUGAUUGUGCCAUCCAGAUCCGGACCUCGUGGCGAAGCUGCCUUUAAGACUGUGAUCGACGCAAUCAAAUCGGGUGUCACCAUUCUAACGCCAAGCUGUGACGUUUCCGAUAUGGCGUCACUCAAACUGAUGCUAGAUCAGUGUGCACCAGUCGUAGGUCCAAUUCGUGGGUGCAUAAAUGCGGCCAUGGUUAUACAAGAUUCGAUUUUCGACAACAUGACGCAUGCUCAAUGGAAAAAGACCAUCGAUUCGAAAGUCAAGUCGUCGUGGAAUCUUCAUGCUCUACUCCCGAAUGACCUAGACAUCUUCAUCCUGCUCUCAUCUGCAGCUGGCGUUCUUGGCAACGCCGGGCAAUCCAACUACGCAGCAGGCUGCACAUUCCAAGACGCACUAUCUUCGUUUCGGAAGUCCCAGGGACGAAAGGCAGUGUCGAUUGACCUCGGUCUGAUGAGCACGGUUGGCUUCGUGGCGGAAAAUGAAGGCGUCAAGAAAACCCUGGAGCGGUAUGAAGGUUUGAGAGCAAUCGACGAAGCAGAGUUCCUCGCGCUGAUGGAUAUCCUUUGCGACCCUGAGCACCCGCCAAAUCUUUCAACCGUCAAUGGCCAAGUAACCAUGGGUAUCACCACGCCGGCGGAUCUCGCUCUUGACAACGGCACUAUGCCAAUGGAGCAUAUGCACCAAUCCCUCUUCGCCUACUUCGUUCAGACAGAAGCCAUGGCGAGCAGCUCCAUGCAAGCAAACGGUGUGAACUCGGCAGCCCUGUUUCGACAAGCCGAAAGUGUGGAGGAGAUGGAUCGCGUCGUCGUCGACUCCUUGGUAAGGAAGAUAGCACGUGCGCUGUCCAUGUCUCUGGAAGGCGUAGAUACAGACAAGGCUCUACAUUUGUACGGGGUCGAUUCGCUCGUUGCGGUGGAGAUUCGUAAUUGGAUCACGAAGGAGUUCAUGGCGGAUGUGCCGGUGUUCGAGUUGAUGAGCGGGAAGUCAAUUCUGGCUAUCGCGCAGCUGGUGACUAAGAACAGCCAAAUCAGGAAGACGGUAGCCAAAGCAUAA
Messenger RNA from Alternaria arborescens, 7770 nucleotides. RefSeq names its product Lovastatin diketide synthase. The coding region runs from base 1 to 7770 and encodes 2589 amino acids. Gene Ontology annotation, molecular function: 3-oxoacyl-[acyl-carrier-protein] synthase activity; oxidoreductase activity; phosphopantetheine binding. The transcript is spliced from 9 exons. Lineage: Eukaryota; Fungi; Ascomycota; Dothideomycetes; Pleosporales; Pleosporaceae. Gene Ontology annotation, biological process: fatty acid biosynthetic process; secondary metabolite biosynthetic process. The record is from RefSeq and is a predicted model, not a curated record.